AUGCGAUGCGCGAGCAAGGCCGCCGAGAGCGCGUCCGCUCGUCUCUGUACGGACGCCGAAGCAGAAACCACAGCAACCGAUGUGUCAUCGGUUUCUAAAGCGUCUCAGCCUGUAUCACCUGGUGAUGCAGGCGCUGGUCAUGAAGACACUCGUGUCUUCACAGAGUACGAGCUCGGUGUCUCAUACUCUCCUGAUACGGAAGACGGAUCCGUAUCGACGGCGAUCGAAUCCAAGCCGCCUGCCAAGCGUGGCAUGGACGAUGCUUUGCGUCGCAGCAUCCUUGGUUCAUCUGAUUCAUCAGAUGAACCAUCGCCGAAGAGAAGGCGCUCGAGGUCGCGAGACUCGGGCGCUAAUAGUGGUGUCGGUUCUCCUAUUGUAACCACUUCGCAACGAGGUACCAGUCCUUCUGUCAGCACGUCGUAA
Molecule: messenger RNA, 423 nt
Organism: Peronospora matthiolae
Lineage: Eukaryota; Oomycota; Peronosporomycetes; Peronosporales; Peronosporaceae
Source: the annotation of a GenBank genome assembly